This is a messenger RNA of Cloeon dipterum, 3608 nucleotides long. Its product is annotated as ubiquitin-conjugating enzyme E2Q-like protein 1. The record is from RefSeq and is a predicted model, not a curated record. Bases 431 to 1363 code for a protein of 310 amino acids. Lineage: Eukaryota; Metazoa; Arthropoda; Insecta; Ephemeroptera; Baetidae. The transcript has 5 exons.
AAUUCAGUCGCACUGCACCGGCGAGUAGCAGCACCAGCCGCCGUGUAACAUGAGUCAUUGUUACGAUUUCGCGCAGAUAUUGCCAUCUCCGGCAUAUUAUCUGGGGGGCGCAACCCCUUACGGAGGGGGGGUGGGGUGAGUGAGCAUGCGUGGCGCGCGCGGGGUCCUCGCUGUUGCCGAUGACUCGGUGCUUGUUUUCAGGCCCGCAGGGAGUUUGCACGGGGCGAAAGGUUGGGCGAGCCGAGCCUGAAAACGACUCCGCAACCGUCACCAGCCGUCUGGCCACUGCUCAGGUACGACCUCCGCGGGACCCCGCUGCACCCUCAGGGUCGGGAAGGCCGCUCCCGCAGAUCAACAACAAAAAAUGUGCAGCAGCUAAAACGGCAGCCAGCAGAGUUAGUUGAUCGGCAAACAGCGUGAGAGUGUGAAAAUGACUUCUCGUUCCAAGGAGCGUGUGACCGCCGCCAUUCGCCGUAUUUUCCGCACCACCCCCGAGCGGAACGACAGCCCCAGCUCGCCCCUGAAGGCCGUGCCUAAAACGCAGAAUGGACCGGCGGCCGUCGCGGCCAACAACAGCCCGAUGGCCUCUCCGGCAAGACGCCUCCUCCGGUGCCGAGACGCCGUCUCGCCGGCGGCCAACCUCGAUCUUGUGGCCAAUGCAGGUGUUGUGCCGCAGCAGCCAAGCAAGUCAUCCAGACUCCAAUUUCCUGGUGCAAGUUUCUUCAAGAGCAAGAGAAAAACAGCCGAGCCCAAAGCGACCGCCUCGUCACCCUCCUCUUCCGGCUCUAGUUCGUCCUCUUCCAAACCCCCUAGUCAUCCGUCUGAACAGGCAGCUGGUCACGGCAAAGCCGUCAGGACCAAGAGACUAAUGAAGGAACUGAAGGAGAUCCAGCGGCUGCAGAAGUCGAGUCAGACGCCGAGCUUCACCGCCGAACUGGUGAACGACAACCUGUACGAGUGGCACGUGCGCCUCUACGCCAUCGACCCUGAGAGCGACCUGUCACGCGACAUGCGAGAGCACGGCCUCAACCAUAUCCUGAUCAGCUUCACCUUCCCCGAUAACUUCCCGUUCGCACCACCCUUCAUGAGGGUGGUCACGCCGCGCAUCGAGAAGGGUUUCGUCAUGGAGGGCGGCGCCAUCUGCAUGGAGCUGCUCACGCCGCGCGGCUGGGCCAGCGCCUACACUGUUGAGGCCAUCGUCAUGCAGUUUGCGGCUAGCAUAGUCAAAGGACAGGGUCGCAUCGCGCGAAAGCCGAAAGGCAGCAAGGAUUUCACGCGACGCACUGCUGAGGAGAGUUUCCGCAGCUUGGUGAAGACGCACGAGAAGUACGGCUGGGUCACCCCGCCCCUGGCCGACGGCUAGACUGUGACGGCUGCGUGCGACUAAAGACAUUCCAUGCCACCAAAACAAUCGCACUUGUUUAGUGAUCAUUACAUCACAUCACACACCACAUCAUGCAUUGUGAAUUUACUCCUCAAUCGGCCUCCACGGUACGGAUCUCAAUAAGCAGCGCGUUCCAACUCGAACGAAGUUGAAGUUCGAAACGUCUAUUUCACAUCACACUAUGUGUGACUUGAGGACUGCUCGGAAAAUCGGCCUCUCACGAGGGAAAGGUUAUUCGUUUUCCAGGGUGGAAAUACACAUACAGAAAAAUUAUUUUCUCUUGCCUUAAAGAUACAAGAAGCUGGAUGAAGUUGGAAUUAAGACGAAACUUUUUAUUUCCAAAAAUCAAUUCUUCUAUUCCGAAAUAAUUUUUUUAUACUCUUGAAAUCGAACAAAAAAUUGACAAAAAUAAUUAAUUAUGACACUUCUUGUCCCUGAUUCUGCUUGAAAAAAUGGAUAAUCUAAGAAGGAAACGGUUUGAAACAGGCAGCUGAGCAUACACAGUGGCCUUCUUUCAGUCGAUAAUUCCUAGAAUUAUGCAUAUUCUUUCAAUUGUUUUUAUUUUCUGUCAUUAAAUUUUGAUCUUUCGCAUAAAGGAAAUUUUUGGAAAUUAAGAAAAAGGGGACAAACAUUUUUUGCUUUUUUCAAAUUUCCAAGAGAAAUUAGUGUAAAAAACAUGGGCUUCGUUGUUGUGUAUUUGGUGUCGUCCUUGCACAACCCGAACAAGGUCAAAACGCGUGUUUAUAGUAUAGACACGGUAAUUAAGAGCGUGAUUAGCGAGUAUGCAGCCGGCACGACACCAGCGUCGCCCCGGCUGCAUACCCGCGUCGAGUUUCCUCCUCUCUCGUGUGCGAAAACGGGCCAAUUAUUUUGCGUGCAAUCCGAGCUGCGCAGCGGGAUUUAGCGACGUCACUAAAACGAGCAGUCUGCGUGGCGGCGGACUGGCUAGGUUUAUAAAAAAAAGACAGUGUAUAGUAGGAAGCAGGCGAUCGAGUCACCCUCCUGAUGACAACGCGCGACAAGAGAUAUUUAAUUACAUUGUUAUGUGCUCAAAUAUACACAAACACACAAACCACCCUAACCAAACCACCCACUCAAGUCCAGAAUGUUGCAUGUGUCACGUGUUGUGUCCCGAUUCAAGUACGCGUUGUUAUCGAAUUACUCCACUCAUUAGCAGAGCGCAGUACAGUCAUAAACAUGCUGCUUUGGAAUUCUCUCCGCCGCGGGUUUUUACACACAUUUUUGCCAUUUUUAUCCGUGUACGAAAUUUGGCAGCAGCGCACCAUAUUGAUUGCAACAAACACACAAACAAAAUUAGCAGUAAAGAGUGAGAUUUUUAAAGUUAGGCCGUUAUUAUCGCUUGGAAUUAAUCUUUGAAAUCGAAUUAUAUUAUAAAUAUUUCGGUCACGAAAACGACAACACUGAAGAGAGCUUUCGGGUUUGACGCGCAAGCUAUUUACCUGAAGUAGUUGAUUUUAUAAUUACUAAAUUAUAAUAUAUUGAACUUAUUACGGAAAAAAUAUUGAAAAAAAUAUCAUUAGCUGGGUAUUGUUUUGUCUUUAGUAAAGUGGCUGUGAAACGUUUUUUCGUUCCGGUUGAAAAUAUUUGAGAGGAAGCUAAAAAUUAGUUCUCGUGUGUGUCUGUACGUAUAUUUAUCCGUCCCGUUCAGAGGUUUGUUAUACAAUACCGAUCGUUUGGGCACGAAACACUCAAACCCAUGCCAAAAAUUUAAUGCAGGCCGAUCGAGAAAUAUUAAAAUUUUUCAUUCUAGCGAUGAGACACCAGAAUUUCAAACAAAAAUGGAAUGACAUCUUGUUAACUUAAUAUGUACGCUAAAAUCGCCAUCAUUAUAUAUUAAUACAAGCAUACACACUAUGUAUAUGAUAUUAAAUGUGCAUGUUUUGCAAUAAAAUACAAUGUUUGGUCCUCUGAAAUAGAAGAAGGGUAAACAAAACACACACACAUCUCCACAAAGCGCUGAUCAAAUUCUAAAAACUACUAAUCCGUGAGCAGCUCUCCUCUCAAACUUUGACCGCCAGAAUUAACAAUAAGGACUGGCCGUCAAAGCUGAAAAGGCAGGCGUUCGUCACACAAACUGUGUUGAUUGUAUUUGAAUGUGUCGUAGAAAAGCCAAUGUUUUCCUCCUGUGUCCAAAUACGUCAACCCUAACCCGCUUCGUACUUAAAUGAAAAUUAAAACCAUCAUCGUCAGUAAACCAAACUAA